Macrosteles quadrilineatus (aster leafhopper) is the source of this 4200-nucleotide messenger RNA. Its product is annotated as protein sax-3-like. Gene Ontology annotation, biological process: axon guidance; cell-cell adhesion. Gene Ontology annotation, cellular component: axon; plasma membrane. The transcript is spliced from 17 exons. Gene Ontology annotation, molecular function: protein binding. The record is from RefSeq and is a predicted model, not a curated record. NCBI's taxonomy places the organism in Eukaryota, Metazoa, Arthropoda, Insecta, Hemiptera, Cicadellidae. Bases 1 to 3876 code for a protein of 1291 amino acids.
AUGUCAAUCAUAAUUUAUCUUGCUUGGUGUACCGUAUGGAGAAACUCUGUCCAUGCAAAGCAGGUAAACAUAGCCAUCAACGAAACUGCAAGGGCCGUGUCAGGAUGCUUAAAACCAACCCCAGUGGACAGUAUAUACCCUCUCAUUGGGGUAGCUCCACCAUAUAUAAGAAGAAACGUGGCAGCCGCAGUAGAACGACAGAAGCAAGUGACCGACCACCGUCAUCCACUAUAUGGGCAUCAACAGCAGCCCUCUAGACUCCGGUCAAGAAAGAGUUUCCUCAAAACCACUGAGAUACAUUCAGUAACACCGGAAGUAUUAAGGCUUCAGCUAUGGAGGCAGGAGGCUCAACAGCCACCAGUAGAACUCAGAGAGGAACUCCCUGCAGGCUGUCACCUGCCUUACCCCACAUGGAGGACCCUAAAUAGAUUGCGAAGUGGGGUCUCGAGGUGCAAAGUAAACCUCAUGAGGUGGGGGUACUAUGAAGGAGAACCAAACUGCACAUGUGGGGCCCCUCAGGACCAUGAACAUCUACUAGUUUGUCCAGAUUUGUACAGAACAUGCUCCUGGCUCGAUCUUAAGGAGGCAAAUGACGAAGCCAUAUAUGUGGCAGAUUAUUGGAAAAAUAAUAUCCAACUGAGCUGGUGUUUUUUUCCGGACACGGAAAGUACCCAACUGCCACGUUUCACAGAACACCCUGUAGACCUCAACUUGUACCGUAAUGAGCCGGCAACCCUGGGUUGUGCCGCGGACGACGGUAACAUACAGUGGUACAAGGAUGGACUCUUAGUGAGCCCCUCGGCCAGUCGUGUGCUGCUGCCGACGGGAGCUCUGCUGUUCCUCAGGGUUGCACCUCGGGAUUCAGGAGUCUAUUGGUGUAGCGCAUCCAACCAGGCUGGGGUCGUGUACAGCAGGAAUGCUACUCUUCAAGUUGGAGUGCUGCAGGAUGAGUUCCGCAUGGAGCCGUCUACUCAGAGAGCCGCCCAGGGAGACACAGUGUUACUGGAGUGCGCUCCUCCUAGAGGCAGUCCAGAACCUCUGGUCUACUGGACCAAGGACGGAAAUUCAUUGGACAUAGCUACUGACAGGAUACAAAUUGUGGACGGCGGAAAUCUUGUGAUACGAAAUGUCCGGAAAAAUGAUGAAGGCAGUUAUCAAUGUGUGGCUAAGAAUGCUGCGGGAAUCAGAGAAUCUGCUGUUGCUCAACUACAAGUACAUGUACGUCCAUUUCUCAUCAAGGGCCCAGUGGAUACAGUGGCUGUCGCUGGAUCAACCGUUGUCUUCCAUUGCCAGGCGGGGGGAGACCCAGCCCCCGCAGUGGUGUGGGUCAAGACACGCGGAGGCUACAUGGCGCAAGACAGAGCCCAGGUGCUGGAGGACUGCAGACUACAGCUGGAGCAUGUGACAGCAGCAGACGACGGAGCGUACACUUGCGAGAUAGACAAUGAUGUCGGUGGACUCAGCACAACGGCUACUUUGACAGUGCAUUCUUCCCCGCUGAUUAGCGUCCGCCCUGUAGAACUGACAGUAGAGGAAGGACAGGAUGCAGUGUUUUCCUGUGGGGUUGUAGGAAGACCAUCCCCUACAAUAUUCUGGCUGGUGGAGGUUAACCACACUCUGAUAUUGCCGGGUAGUGAGAACGGGAGAUUCGCCGUGUCUUCGGAGGAGGAGGGCCAUGUUACCUUGACUGUAAAACAGGUGAAGAGAGAAGACGAUGGACUUGUAGUGAUGUGUGGCGCCGUCAAUUCCGUCGGAUCAGACUCAUGGUUUUCUCGUCUAACUGUGUCCACCCCCGCAGAUCAUCCCCCGCCUAUCAUCCAGCUGGGCCCCGCCAACCAGACACUGCCCCUGCAUACCCCCGCCACACUGUUGUGUAAAGCUUCUGGCCAGCCAACCCCCGUAGUGUCCUGGUACAAGGAUGGUGUACCAGUCAAAACUGAUCCUCCGAUGAUAAGCAUUUCGGACGACGGCACACUUACGAUCAAAGAUCUUGUAAAGAGUGAUGAAGGUCUCUACACCUGUGUGGCGUCCUCACCUGCAGGCAAAGCAACAUGGAGUGCAAGCCUCCGCCUAGAGCCCCGCACUAACCCAAAUGCUGCGUUCUUCCGUAGUCCAGAACCUGCUACUUUACCAGGUCCUCCCAGCACCCCUGUCCUGGUAGACUCUACUGACUCUAGCAUCACGAUAUCUUGGACUAGAAACAACAAGAUCGGCGCAUCCUCACUUCUCGGAUACCAAGUAGAAAUGUUCAGCAGGUCACUGACAGGGGGUUGGCUCGUAGUCGCAAGGAGAGUCGCUGGUCCUACCUACACCCAGAACUACCUCCAGUCCAACGCCUCGUACAAGUUUGUAGUGAGAGCGGAGAACUCCCACGGCCUGUCGUCUGCUUCCCCUCCCUCCGCUACCCUAUCACUGAUGACUUCUCAUACCGAAGACGCUGGGGUCCAAGAGGCUAGGGCGAGUCUGUCCACGGGACAUGUGGUUAACUUGAAGUCUGUGCAGCCUGUGUCUUCAACCUCUGUCAAAGUGACUUGGGAGAUUCUGAGUGGAGAUCACGUCGAAGGAGUGUUGAUCUAUUCUCAAGACAAAAACACAACUUCGUCAGUGUCGGUGCUUCACUCGAGAGAUUCUUCGAGCUACUUGGUCACUGGAUUGCAGCCAUACACUCAGUACCAGUUCUUCCUCAUACCAUUCUAUAAGACAGUGGCAGGCCGACCGUCCAACUCUGCGACCGCCGUGACUUUGGGAGACGUUCCUUCAGAACCUCCUGGUCAUCUACAGGCUGUGUUGGUCAGCAAGAGCAGUGUUCAGCUAAAGUGGAAACCUCCAACGUAUGGUCAAAACGGGAUCAUUACAUCUUAUCAGGUGAUGGUCAGAGUUGGGAACAGUGUGAGCAACGUCACAGUUUCUGCAGCAAACCCUUCCCUCCUUCUGACCAAUCUGACCGUGGGGAUUGUCUAUACAGUCCAGGCAGCAGCGGCUACUAUAGUAGGGGUUGGACCCUACAGUAACCCAAGGUCUCUAAGGCUGGACCCAACAUCUGCACUGUCCGGACACUUUGGCCAGCCAAUCAACAUGCAGCCUAGCCUGGAUAUGACAGAACCAGAUGUUUUGUCCGAGUCGUGGUUUACAGCACUUCUAGGCUCCAUGGUUACAGUAAUGUUCUUGUUCUUCUCUGCGAUGUUCUAUGUGUGGCGGAAACAGAUUUUAAACAACAAAGGAUAUCAACAAGAUGCCCAGAGGAAUAGUGAAGUUCUCGGUUUUCGUGUGAUUCCACCUCCUCUCUCGGAUCUGUGGAUAGACCAACAUAAAUCUGAAGCCAAAGAUUGCGCUGAGAUCAAUGGACAAAGCUACGAUGAUACGUCAGCUGCCUAUGCAUAUACAACUCUUGUUCCACCGUCUGCGAAUAGGAGCAUUGACUGCAAUAAAGGCACAAACUAUGGCCCAUCUUACACUUCCUUCGGUUACUACGGGAGGAAAAUAUAUUGUGACAACUACAAUUACAACUGCCUCAGCAAUAAGGAAUAUUCCAAACUAAUAGGUAAUUCAAGUCCUACGGUCACUCAUGUUACUGAACAAGGAGGGACUGAGAUGGAAACAGAGGGGGAAGAUAUGAAGAGCAUUCAGCCAAGCAAACCAUCUCUCUUGCCUAGAUUUUAUCCAACUGUAAACAACGCUUUAUUGACCUCAAUCCCUGGCAGAAGCAGACAGCAGGACAAGAUCUAUACAGAGAUUGGUAUUGAGAGAAACUCAAUAUAUUAUCCCCAAACGAGAAAACUGUCUACGUUUAGCUGUCAGACCCAAAUCCAUUGCAACCAAAAUCAUAAUACAAACAUAUAUCACUCAACUACAGGUGAACCUCAAAGAUUAACCUAAUUUUUGAUCACGCAGCAUUCAACGAAAGUAGGGUGUUGAUUUGCAAAAGUGGGUGAAGCAGUCAUUGUUGGAAGCCAUGGACUUGCUAAAUCUUUGUUUCUAAAAAUAUUGGAAGUUAAAGUUGAUAACUGAACUAUCUGGUUGAUGUGAAGUUGAGUAAGCAAUGGAACGGAAAGUCGACAAGUUCUGUUCUACUGCUUUUCUGGAGAAUCUAAGGUCUGUGAAGAGAGAUCAAUCAUAUUGAUUGUCUCUAUUUAUUUUACCCAUUUAUUUAUCUUUUUUUUCUUGUUGCUACUCCUGUGCCUUGUUACUACACACCUUUUA